This is a messenger RNA of Drosophila elegans, 1626 nucleotides long. Its product is annotated as phenoloxidase-activating factor 1. The coding region runs from base 80 to 1360 and encodes 426 amino acids. The record is from RefSeq and is a predicted model, not a curated record. The transcript has 4 exons. Gene Ontology annotation, biological process: proteolysis. Lineage: Eukaryota; Metazoa; Arthropoda; Insecta; Diptera; Drosophilidae. Gene Ontology annotation, molecular function: serine-type endopeptidase activity.
UUUGCCGCCGCUUCUUCUUGCCAACACGAUCGCUCGUAGAUUGUAUCUGUGAUUCCAGAUCAUAUAGAUACUUGUACCUAUGCUUCGUUCGGUCUUUCGAUUAUGGAUAUUCUUCGGCUGUUUCUACCGCUUCUUGACACUGGCCGAGAUCCGGCAGGAGUGCGAUAUACCCAAUGAAGCCAAAAGGGGAGUUUGCCUGGAGGUCAGCAGAUGUGCGGCGUAUCUUCAAGUGAGAAAUGCCACCAAUCUGCCGGCGGAGAAGGUGAAUUUCCUGAAGAAAGUGCAAUGUGAGGUGGAGCAGCAAGUGGCGGAGGUGGAGCCGGAGGGAACCUAUGAAUCUCUUGUCUGCUGCCCGGCAAAUGGUCAGGAUUACCUAUUUCCCGUGCUGCAGUUCUCCAAGUUUGAGUAUCGCAGAUUUCUGGACGUAACCGCUCGCUUCAAGCGAAAAAAACUGAAGCGACGCAUCCAAACCGUGGAACCCAGCUCCGGAUUUAAUCUGUUGAACGAGUGUGGCAAACAAGUCACUAACCGAAUUUACGGAGGGGAAAUCGCCGAACUGGAUGAGUUUCCCUGGCUAGCCUUGCUCGUUUAUAACUCAAAUGACUAUGGCUGCAGUGGAGCCCUGAUCGAUGAUCGUCAUAUCCUAACAGCCGCUCAUUGUGUUCAAGGCGAGGGAGUUCGUGAUCGACGGGGAUUAAAGCAUGUGCGCUUGGGCGAGUUCAAUGUAAAAACAGAACCCGAUUGCAUUGAGGAACCGAAUUAUUUGAGCUGCGCAGAUGCCGCCUUGGAUAUUGGCUACGAAAAGAUCCAUGUGCAUCCGGAAUACAAGGAGUUCUCCAACUAUAAAUACAAUGACAUUGCUAUUAUCCGGCUGAAGCACCCAGUAUCCUUCACCCACUUUGUCAUGCCCAUUUGUCUGCCCAAUAAGUCCGAGCCUCUGACUUUGGCGGAGGGUCAGAUGUUCUCCGUUUCCGGUUGGGGGCGCACGGAUUUAUUCAACAAGUACUUCAUCAACAUCCACAGUCCCAUAAAACUGAAGCUGCGCAUUCCGUAUGUCUCCAAUGAGAACUGCACCAAGAUCCUGGACGGAUUCGGGGUGCGAUUGGGGCCCAAGCAAAUCUGUGCCGGCGGGGAGUUCGCCAAGGACACGUGUGCCGGCGAUUCCGGAGGACCUCUGAUGUACUUCGAUCGCCAGCACUCCCGGUGGGUGGCCUACGGCGUGGUCAGCUACGGAUUUACCCAGUGCGGAAUGGCCGGGAAGCCCGCCGUUUAUACUAACGUGGCCGAAUAUACGGAUUGGAUCGAGAGUGUUAUCCAGCAAAAGAAAAAGAGUCAACAGACGCAGGCAAAAUCGGUUUGACGUCAGAUUUUUUUGUUCGGGGGAAGAACAAUUGGCGCCUAAUUGAGGUGGGCGGCAGGGGGGCGGGGCAGCUGUUCUGAUCCGAUUCAGAUCUAUUUACCGCCAUCCCCCGUAUAUUUGUACAUAUUUUGCUAAUUACCUAACAGCCAUCAACUAUUUGGUUAAGCGUGUGAGUGAGUGAGUGCGAGAUAUGAGUGAAUGUGCGAGUGUGCGCUAACAAAAGUCUGAAAAACAUGUUUCUAUUUAAAUAAACUAUUGAAUAUUUA